AUGACUAACUACCCGGCAAAUUUUUUCUUCGAAAACACUACCAUAGGGAAGGGCCAGCUGACGGUCAACAUCGUCUACAAUGGCGUCAACAUCCCGGCCAAAAUUGAGCAGACGGAGCUUAGCAAAUUUCACAUCAGUUACAACCCUAUCGGCAGCGGUACAUACAUUAUCAGAGUGUAUUACGAUGGCAAUGAGAUACAAGGUUCGCCAUUUACUAUGGAGGUUAUUGACGCUAAAGACGUGAAAACGAGCGGCGAGGGCUUGAACUCUGGCGAGGUCGGUGAGAGGUCAAGCUUCUUUUUGAACCUCGGACCGAAUGCAUUUCCAUCCGACGUCAAAGUGCUGAUCACGACCCCAAAAGGAUUUCCACUGCAGCCCAAAAUUAUAGACCGUGGGGGAGGUAACGUUGUUGUAGAGUUCAGCCCAAUCGAAGCAGGCGAGCAUCUGAUUGACGUGAGGUACUUCGACAAGCCGAUAAGUGGCAGUCCCUUCUCGUGCCAGGUGACAGAUGGAAAUCAGAUCUACAUAAACAACAUCCCGCCCGUGGGCUCCAUCAACAGACCGGUAGAGUUUGAAAUCGACGCAACGAGCGCUGGACAAGGCAAGUUAGAAAUAUCAGUAAACGAUGGCAACGUACCCUGUAUGGUUGAUAGCCAGGGGGGUUAUAGGUUCAGGGCCUCCUUCGUACCCACUGAGGCAAUCCCUCACGUCGUCAGGCUUAGGUUCAAUGGAAAAGAAGUUUCAGGCAGUCCGUGGAUGGUACAGGUGCAGAAUCCCGCGGCAAACGCCAUGGUGUCGUACAAUUUUUCUCAGAACAUUGUAGUGAACCAGGUGACUGAGUUGGAGGUUAAGUUGAACAGUCUGGAUAGCGAGGUUACUGCUUCAGUUACAGGGCCAAACAGGCGCUCGACCCCGGCCAGCGUUGUCAACAUGAGAAACGGUGUUCACAGAGUUGAGUUUGCGCCAAGAGAAGCUGGGACACACCUGGUGCAGAUCUCGGUAGACGGAGUAACAGUUCAUGGCAGUCCCUUCGUCUUCAAGGCCUACAACCCUCAGGCCAUCGUCGUCACCCCCCCUGGCGUAGGCACCAUCGGAGUCCCGGUGGAGUUCACCAUCGACGCCUCGAAAGCCGGCGAGGGUCAGUUGGAGAUAAUGGUCAACAAGGGCAGUGUUCCAAACGUCACGAGGUCAAUUAGCAAGAGUAUCUUCCAGGUCAGUUUCGUGCCUACAGACCCGCGUCCUCACAUUGUCGACCUGCUCUUCAACAAAGAACCCAUACCGCAAAGCCCUCUCUCCGUACCAAUAAUGGACGCCCGGGGCAACAUGGUGACGUCACAGGGGGCCAGUUUGCACGAGGUGGCCACAAACAGACACUCCAUAUUCAGACUGCAUCAAAACCAGCAGCAGCAGCAGCAAAUCCACUCUAAUCUGUCUCGUUCCAUAGCACCGAAUGGUGAGAUUGUGCCGGCAAAGAUGAUUCUACAGCCAGAUGGCGACUACAAACUCGAUUACAUGUCCAAGUAUACAGGUCGUCACCGUGUAGAAAUAACCAGCCAGGGUCACCCAAUAAUGGGCAGUCCGUUCUACGUUGAAAUCUACGACCCCAACAAGAUAAAAGUGGAAGGCAAUAAGACUGGCAUGGUUGGGGAGAGAAUGGAGCUGGAUAUUAUAAGGAACCAAGCAGGCAAGGCAGACUUGAAGAUUACAGUAAAGGGUCCCAGAGGGAACCUCAUACGCUACGAAAUGUUCAACACCCCGAGAGGUGAGAGGGUUGCGUACACCCCAACGGAGCCAGGGGUGCAUCAAAUCCACGUACUCUUUGGGAACCUGAACGUGCCUGGCUGUCCGGUGAAGCAGGAGAUAUUCGACGCGUCCAUCGUCAUAGCCGAGGGCGAAGGGCUCGUGAAGGGCCUGGAAGAUCACGUGACCUCCUUCUACGUGGACUCCAGAGGUCAAAAGGGAGAGUUGAAAGUUCAAGUUGACGGACCGAAUAGCAUUGCAAAAUGUAACAUUACGGAGGAAUUCGAUGGCAGAUAUCUGGUCUCCUACAUCCCAGUAGAGCCCGGGUUCUUCAACAUCAUCGUCAAGUGGAAUGGGCGGGAGAUAGAAGGUAGCCCUUUUAGACCGCGCAUAAACGCCCUGCAGAAGGUCGGGGUCAUUGGCGGCUGGGAAUCCCUCUUGGAUAAAAAUAACCACAUCACCCUCAUUUGCAACGAAAAGAAGGUUAUUGAGUUUGACACCAGAGGCUGCGGACAAGGUCAACUAACGGCGAGUCUGAUUGGUCCAUCUGGAAGCGUUCCACUUGACUUGAGGAUGAGAGAAAAAGAUAUAUACGUUCUGUCGUUCCUCCCCAAAGAUGAAGGCGAAUACAGGCUUAAAGUAUUUUGGAAUGGCAACCAGAUCGAUCAGUCGCCACUGGUCGGCUACAUAAGACGAGAAGUCACCAAAACAACCACAAAGACGACAACUGAACCAAUUGAGAACCACUACGAGCGACAGCAGCGUACCACAACUACAACCAGCUACCAGCAGCAACAGCAGCAUCAAGAAGUUAAUAGUGACAAGAUUAUUUUGAAUGGGAUUGGUCUGCAACAGGCAGCUGUUAAUCAGCAUUCGGAGUUUUUUAUAGAUGGAUCGAGCGCCGGACCAGGCAGUCCCUCGAUAACAAUGGACGGUCCCACGGGAGAAAUCCCUGUCCAAUGCCUCCUCGUCACUCCGUGCAAGUACAAAUGCACCUACUAUCCCACAAUCCCUGGAAUUUACUCUCUCCACAUAAAGUGGGCAGAUCGUCACGUGAUUGGUUCACCCUUCAUGGUCAAGGUCCAACCGGCAUCCGCCUACUCAAACAGCCACUACCAAAACACCCAGACUCUGAACAUCAACCCCUACCUAAGCCCCAAUGGGGCUGCGACUCAAUUCGAACUCACGCAGACUUACCAAUCAGCCAAUCAGCUCAUUCCACCCUCUCUCGUUAUCAAUCCCCCUCCAUCGAUUGGUGCAGGAUCGGUCGUGGGCGGUCAGAUGGGUGGAGCCAGUGGAGUUCGUUGCAGUGGGGAAGGCUUGACAAGGGCGAAAGUUGGCAAGGAAAUAAGUACCUACAUCGACACGAGGAGAGCCGGAGUUGGUGAACUGACUGCUCAGUGUAACGGGCCCAGCAAACUGGCUCUCUGUCGAUUGGUGGACCCCAAAGAGACGGGGGUCUUUACUUUGUUCAUAAAGCCAGUGGAAGGUGGGACGCACACACUGUACAUCAAGUAUAACAAAGAGAACAUUAAUGGCAGUCCGUUCACUUUCAAGGUUUCCUACCCCCCUGACGCCAGCAAGGUGCAAUGUUUCGGAGCCGGUAUCAAUCCCGGUGUGGUCAACAAAUUUGACGGCGUCUUCUACGUCGAUACGUACAAGGCUGGGUCGGGAGAGUUGGGCGUCAUCGUCCGAGGGCCGAAAGGUGGAUUCAAAGUUGAGCUAUCGCGCGAAACACACAAUGACCGCCGAAUCGUCUGCUCCUACCACCCAUCCGAACCGGGCGAUUACGUCAUUUCUGUCACGUGGUCUGGAGAACACGUGCCCGGAAGUCCAUUCCACAUUCGUCUGGCGGAAACGGAUAUGGAACUGAAGGAGUACCUACAGAAGAACUACCAGGGUGUUACUCAUCCCAACGAUCGAUUCGACAUGUAA
Messenger RNA from Helobdella robusta, 3675 nucleotides. RefSeq lists its product as hypothetical. Gene Ontology annotation, biological process: actin cytoskeleton organization. Gene Ontology annotation, molecular function: actin filament binding. Bases 1 to 3675 code for a protein of 1224 amino acids. The record is from RefSeq and is a predicted model, not a curated record. NCBI's taxonomy places the organism in Eukaryota, Metazoa, Annelida, Clitellata, Rhynchobdellida, Glossiphoniidae. The transcript has 25 exons.